Molecule: messenger RNA, 1196 nt
Organism: Musa acuminata subsp. malaccensis (wild Malaysian banana)
Lineage: Eukaryota; Viridiplantae; Streptophyta; Magnoliopsida; Zingiberales; Musaceae
Product: probable UDP-3-O-acylglucosamine N-acyltransferase 2, mitochondrial
Biological process (GO): lipid A biosynthetic process
Source: RefSeq, a predicted model, not a curated record
AACAUUCCUGCUUUGGUUCGAAGCUUUGGAGCCAUGGCGGUCCGUCUCCUCUCAAGAAGCCGACGCACUUUGGUUCGGCUCCCCCUCCACCGCUCCGGUUUUCGCCACGUUUCAGAUGCUCCCUCUGAUCUCUCCGAUGAGCAGAUGGUUAAAGACACGUCGGCGUUCGUUAGAUGGAAUAACGGCGGCGGCCUCUUCCACAGGUCCGCGCGCAUUGAUCCUACUGCGGUGGUGGAAGUUGGAGCUGUUGUGCAUUCCGAUUCCGUGCUCGGAUCGGAUGUUCGCAUUGGAUCUGGAACCGUAGUAGGGCCUUCUGUAUCAAUUGGGCAGUCCACAAAAGUUGGGUACAAUGCUGUGCUGAGUAAUUGCUCCGUGGGCCAGUUUUCUACAAUUCAUAAUGGGGUCUGUGUUGGUCAAGAUGGGUUUGGAUUUUUUAUGAAUGAGGAAGGACACAUAUUGAAGAAGCCCCAAGCACUACAUGUAAGGAUUGGGGACAAUGUGGAGAUAGGUGCCAACACAUGCAUUGAUAGGGGCAGCUGGAGAGACACUGUAAUAGGAGAUCAUACCAAAAUAGAUAAUCUUGUUCAGAUAGGUCAUAAUGUCAUUAUUGGGAAGUGUUGUAUGCUUUGCGGACAAGUUGGGAUUGCUGGUUCUGUGACGUUAGGUGAUUAUGUCACUUUGGGAGGCCGAGUAGCCAUACGAGAUCAUGUGUCCAUCGCUUCUAAGGUUCGACUCGCAGCAAAUAGUUGUGUGACAAAGGAUCUUGCGGAAUCUGGUGAUUACGGUGGUUUUCCUGCAGUCCCUAUCCAUGAGUGGCGCAGACAGUCUGCCAAACUGCGCAGAUUAUGCAAGAACAGUCCGUGAUAGGAUUCCACCAACCAUUGUGCCACUUGAUGUAUUUCAGCUGGAUCUAUAAAUGCAAAACGUGGUGAUAGACAGCUUCAGCCUCAAAGAUCAGAUCCAGAAACCCAUAUGAGACGUCGUCCAUGAAUCUGCCCAACAUUUUAGUUCAUGCAGAUCAUUGUUAUGAAAUUUCAUCUUCAAACCAUGGUUAUGUUGUCAAACAGUUGUAAUCAAGUUACUGUUUAAUUCAUCAGCAUAUGACCACCAUAAAGUUCAGUUCAAUAAUUAAAUACGAUUGUUACAUGACUAAUCGAAGCUUAUUGGGCCUCUCAGUGAUUUAUUGAAGAUUACAU